AUGGAAUACACUCCUCAAUAUGUCCUUGCCUUUAUGAUUUCGCUUGGUAUAUUUUCAACAACGGCACAGAAUUCUGUUUCAACCAUUACCAGCCAGAACUUAACCAACUCGGAAAAAGCUACCUUCUUAGCAGAUUAUUUCCUGCAGCAUGAGCUAGAAUCUCACUAUGUGUACGAGUCUGUUAUGGCUUCUAGAGAUAUGAUGAAUCAAAUUUCGUCCGGAAACACAUCGGCAUCCCAAGAACUCCUGGAUGCCAUAAAAUCGUAUGUUCUUACAUCUCUACCAGGUUUCCUCAGAAACCCGAUUGUUCAGGGUAUAUUUGAAGUCAUUGCCGAUGAGUUGGGAAUAGCAUUGCAAAACACCGAUCUUAACAUCAUUUCAUCUCAAUUAUUCUCUGAUGAGGAUAUACAAAAAUUAUGCUCCGAAUUCAACUAUGUAAGAACACUGACGCGAAGUAUCACAAUCGCCAAGCCUCUUAUUGAAAGGUAUCGACAAGAAAAUGAUUCUACUGUCUUCAUCAUACUACUGAACAAGGCAAUCGAGAUGGCCGCUUACACGAUUUCUACUCCAACAUUUCAAACUGUCAUGGAAAUUGUGGUAGAUGAACUUAGCCAAGGAUUUCUUAAAUCUGGUCUUCCAGAACGUAUAGAUGAAGAAGGAACCGGGUUUCUGAAUGACGAAAAGAACACGUUAUCUAUUGUCAAAACUAUAAUAGAGAGUUCGAAUAUGGAGAGGCUAAUGACGAGGUCUUACAUUGCUAGUAAACCAGUCCUCGAUUUACUUUACAAAGGGGAUACGCUAUUUCUUUUCGCCACAUUCAUGACCGCUACUGGAGCUUCACAAAAUCCAGCGUAUAACUAUAUGUUCGAAGUAUUUGAAACAGAUUUUAUAAAGACAUACAACAAACAUGUCAAUUCUGCUGGAGAUGUUUCCUCACUGAUCAAUGAUCCACUUAAUAGCUAUAUAAAUGUUAUAGAAAAGAUGAAUGUUCUCGGUACAUUUUCACCAAUGUUUCGGGCUGCAAGUGCGCGUAAUCUAUUGCCUUACAAUAGUUCGGCCGAGGAAGACAAGAUCAGUGAUAUUUGUUACGAGGAUACCAUUCAUUUCUUGGAUGAAGCAAAAAAUGAGAAGGCAUGGGCAUUGAAAAUGGUGGACUCCUUUGGAAAAAUGCCUGCCGGGAUGUCGAAAGGAAACCUCAAUUUGCUUGGUUCAAUGGAUCAAUGUGUGGAGGUAAGGUCCGAGAUCAAAGCCAACAAAGUCCUUGGAACUGUCCGCUACCCAAGAAGCUUUGGAACUAGAUUUUGCCGAGUCAUUAUACCAAGUAACGGAUUCUCUGUAAGAAUCACGGGAAGAAUUACUUGGGGUGUAUGUUUACCUGACACAUGUACAAGCAGCGAUGUGUACGGACUUAUGAAAUUAGAUGCGCUUGAAAACAUCACUGGGAAUGUAGAGAAGGUAGAGUGUCUAAUAGAAUCGGAUUUAUCGAAGGACCUACCGGCUAUCAUUACUUUAAUAAUCAUCGGCUUUUUGGUAUUCCUCUGCUUGUGUGGUACUAUCUAUGUCUCGCUGGAAGAACGUGGCAUCAUCAGUAAUAAUCAAGAAUCUGUCAAAUUAAAUGGUGUUUUUAGUGCCUUAGAUAGUAAGAAGGAAGGUGAAUAUGAACAAACUGAGGAUUUGAAAAACGUUUCGGUAGAGAGCAACUGCACUACGAAAAAUGGAGACAGGAGUUCCGAACCAAAUGGACUUCAUGCGGAUGAUGAGAAACCAGCGCCUGACACAACUCAUCAAAACAGUGAAGUACAGCCAAAUGAUGUUUUAAAAAGUGAGGGCAGCACAGGAAAUGAAUCAACGAAUCAGGAGAACAGCCUUAGCCGGUCAGGCAAGAAAGAAGGGAUAUUGAUCAAGGUGAUUAAGGCGUUUGCCCUACAAAUUAACAUCCCGAAGAUACUAGCUGGAAAGACAUCAUCGAAGUCUAUAAGUUGUUUGCAUGGGAUACGAUUUAUAACUAUCACCUGGGUGAUACUUGUCCAUAGUUAUUUUCACGGCUUGACUCAUAAUUACUUCCAAGUCUGGACAUUGGUAAACCCCAGUGAUUACUUGGAAUUGAAGCACAGUUUUACGUUCCAUGGAGUGAUGGCUUCGAACUCGGCCGUCGAUACGUUUUUCCUGUUGAGUGGCAUGUUGCUGUCAUACACUCAGAUAGAUACCUUGACAAAGCUGAUGAAGAAAGUGAAGGGAUCCAGAAUAGGAGUUUAUGCCUUUCACUAUUUCUUCCAUAGACUUUGGAGGUUAACGCCGUUGUACGUAAUGGUUUUGCUUAUCUACGCAACACUGACAGAGCACUUGUCGAACGGACCGCUUAAGCCAUUUGAAUUCGCUUAUCGCCAAUACUGUAAGAAUAAUUGGUGGACAAAUAUGUUAUACAUCAACAACCUCAUCAAACGGCAAGAACAGUGCAUGGGAUGGUCUUGGUACCUGGCAAAUGAUAUGCAGUUUUAUACAGUGUCUCUAGUUAUCCUCCUGCUAAUGGCUUUGAAACUUUCGGUAGGAAUCAUAAUCAGUGUAUUGGUGAUGCUGAGCGGUAUUGGUAUAGCAAUGUGGAGACAGUACAUCUUCAACGGAAACCUUUUGCGGCGAUUUGAGGACGGUGGUGCCUAUUGGGAGAAUAUUUACAUUGCUCCUUGGUGUCGAGUUGCGGCUUAUAUGGUAGGAAUUCUAUUCGGAAUUUUUAUGCGGAAACGUCCAAGGAAACCAUUUAAUAAGAUGAUUGGCUUUGCGGGUUGGACUAUCGCCACAGCAGUCGCUCUGACACUGAAGUACUCGAUAUACUCAUUCAAUAGGGAGGGAGGGGAACCAUGGACCAAACUACAGAACGCUUUCUACGAGGCUUUUGACCGACCUGUCUGGGCGAUGUGUGUUGCCUGGGUUGUUUUUGCAUGUCAUAACAACAUGGGAGGUCCAGUCAACUCCCUCCUGUCUUGGAAAGGCUUUGUCCCUUUGUCACGCCUGACAUUUUCCUGCUACCUUAUUCAUCCCGUUGUGAUGCUGGUGCAUGGAUUCUCACGGCGUGCCCUGUUUUAUGUUACUGACUACAAUAUGGUCCAUCUUUUCCUUGGAAACCUCACAGUGUCCUUCAUGUCUGCUUUUUUGUUGACGGUGACAAUUGAAUCUCCUUUCAUAGCGCUUGAGAAAUUAAUGUUUUGA
Messenger RNA from Ylistrum balloti, 3204 nucleotides. RefSeq names its product O-acyltransferase like protein-like. Lineage: Eukaryota; Metazoa; Mollusca; Bivalvia; Pectinida; Pectinidae. The transcript is spliced from 15 exons. The record is from RefSeq and is a predicted model, not a curated record. Gene Ontology annotation, molecular function: acyltransferase activity, transferring groups other than amino-acyl groups. The coding region runs from base 1 to 3204 and encodes 1067 amino acids.